Molecule: messenger RNA, 1134 nt
Organism: Aspergillus welwitschiae
Lineage: Eukaryota; Fungi; Ascomycota; Eurotiomycetes; Eurotiales; Aspergillaceae
Product: thiamine transporter TPC1
Exons: 3
Coding region: 163-1128 (321 amino acids)
Biological process (GO): transmembrane transport
Molecular function (GO): transmembrane transporter activity
Source: RefSeq, a predicted model, not a curated record
CUUUCUACAAGGCCAUAAGCGAAACAACCACUUACAACACUCCACCACCACGGGGAAAACCACAUCAAUGACAACUUUUAUAUAACGUGCUAUCACUCGCGACCAUCGAUUUUGCUUCAAAUACCUACAUCUCUCUCGCAUUAACCAUCCACCGUCACAUGCAUGUCGGCCGGGGGAGAACACCUCAAGGAUGAGGGCACACGACGACAAGUCGUCCUAGCAGGCGGAAUAGCCGGCCUCGUAUCACGAUUCUGCGUCGCCCCCCUCGACGUCGUCAAAAUCCGCCUGCAGCUACAAAUACACUCCCUAUCGGACCCCAUCUCCCACCGCGAUGUAACCGGUCCCAUCUACAAGGGCACCCUCUCGACAAUGCGAGACAUCAUCCGUCAAGAGGGUAUAACAGGCCUCUGGAAAGGCAACAUCCCCGCCGAACUAAUGUACGUCUGCUACGGGGUGAUCCAAUUCAGCGCAUACCGAACAACAACCCAAGCGCUAGCACAACUCGACACCUAUCGUCUUCCACCAUCCGCAGAGUCCUUCGUCGCGGGCGCCACAGCCGGAGGUCUCGCAACGGCAUCUACAUACCCACUGGAUCUACUGAGGACGCGGUUCGCCGCGCAGGGCACGGACCGGGUGUACACCUCGCUGAUGUCGUCGGUGAGGGAUAUUGCGCGGAAUGAAGGGUAUGCCGGGUUCUUUCGGGGAUGUAGUGCGGCGGUGGGACAGAUUGUCCCGUAUAUGGGACUGUUCUUUGCGACGUAUGAGGCGUUGAGGCCGCCGUUGGCGCAGUAUCAGGAUUUGCCGUUUGGAUCGGGGGAUGCGGCGGCCGGUGUGAUUGCGAGUGUGUCGUCGAAGACGGUGAUGUUUCCGUUGGAUUUGAUUCGGAAGAGGUUGCAGGUGCAGGGCCCGACGCGGCAGUUAUAUAUUCAUCGCAAUAUUCCUGAGUAUCAGGGUGUGUUUAAUACGAUGAAAUUGAUCCUACGGACACAGGGUAUCCGGGGACUUUAUCGGGGCUUGACGGUCAGCUUGUUCAAGGCUGCUCCCGCGAGUGCGGUGACGAUGUGGACCUAUGAGACUUCUUUACGGCUUCUCCAGGAUAUGGAGGUAGCUACGAGCAAGGAGGAUUGAGCUUAC